AUGACGCGCUCCUGUGACCUCUGCCCCCUGAACGGCUGUCGUAAUCGCUGCCAAUCCUGUGUGCCCAUGGGCCCUCACCUCAUAAUCGGAUGGACCGAUCAGUUGCCGGUGCAUGUGCGAAUCACGCUCGCCCCUUUUUCUUCUUCGUCUUCUUUUGGGGAUGAUGAACGGGAUAAUUUAUCAGGACCUCGGAUCUUUACUCAUGUUGAUACAUGCUAUGGGCGCACAGCCCUCCGCUCUGCACGCAGAUGGGAGACUUUUGCCAAACGAGAGUCAUCCACCUACGCACAGCUGAAGUUCCUGCACCGUUGCCUUGAUGAGAACGUCUUGCCGAAAUGUCUCCGAUAUAGCCUGCCUGUGAUGACCGACCUUUGCCAGCGAACAAUGGCCGAAUUCAAGAAGAAGAUGAUCAGAGUUUUGAUUCAAGACUGCCACUCUCGCAUCCGUAAGUACCGACGAGAGAUAGAACAGCAUUUCUCCACGUGCCAGUCGAUAUUUACUGAACACGAGAUGAAAGUCCUGGAAGCGACCGUACUCAGUAGUGCACAUUGCCACCGCAGGUUGCGCGACAGCCAAUUGCUAAAGAAGUUCGAAAGAAUAAGUCCACCAACGCGGCCCCUUACUGAUAGUGUCCUGGUUCACAACUUCUCCUCUCGUCAUCUCACGCAGCAACAGCUGGCGGUUUUGUCCUAUGACACUAAAUUCAACACGAGAGAUGCUCGGCCAGAACACUUCAUCGCAUCCUUCGAGUCAGCGCUCCAGAAGUGUGAGGCAAACGAAGAGUGCAAAAAUUCCAUGCGGCAACAAGUGUCAACCCUUCUCCUCCGGCACAAACCUCAGAGGGCGAUUUCCGAAACUGAAGACCAAGAGCUUCUGAGAAUUCGGAAGAUGAGGGAUAUUGUCACCCUGCCCGCCGACAAGGGACGCUCGACUGUUGUCAUGGAUAAGACUGAUUACACGACGAAGCUGCAAAGUCUGUUGGAGGACGAAGGUGCUUAUGAGCUUUCGGAGACUGGAGAGUUCAAGAAGCACGUGAAUAGCGUAAACAGGGCAAUAGAUAAGUUGAGGAAGGCAGGAGCCCUAAAAAGAAAUGAGGCAUUGGCGGCAAAAGCCACAGAUGCCGCCAUGGCGCGUUUCUACGGCCUGCCAAAAGUGCACAAGACAGGAGUCCCCCUACGCCCCAUAGUCUCCCUACGCGGCACCCCGACCUUUGGACUCUCAAAAUGGCUUUACCAACGGUUUCGUUUCCUCACCGAGGGCUCGGAAUGGACGGUGAAGUCGGCUGAAGAAUUCCUGAAAAGCAUCAGAAACCUAGAAAUAGAACCAGAUGAGAUGAUGGUAUCGUUUGACGUGGUCUCAUUAUUCACGUCCAUUCCAACCGCCCUCGCCAUCAGCACAAUUGACGAGCUUCUUCAGGAAAAGUAUGAUGACGUUGACCAACAACUUAAGCGAACGCACAUCACUGAACUCCUGGAAUUGUGCCUCAGGACUUUCUUCACUUUUGGCGACCGGGUUAACGAGCAGAAGAAGGGAACUCCGAUGGGAUCCCCCCUGUCUGGGUUGAUCGCUGAGGCCGUUUUGCAGAGGCUAGAACGACUAGUCUUCCGUUCGUACUCCCCAAAAUUCUGGGCCAGAUAUGUCGACGACACAUUUGUCGUAAUCAAGAGGAACGACGUUCAGAACUUCAAGGUCUUACUGAACUCAAUAUUCCCCGACAUCCAAUUUACAAUGGAAGAGGAGAAUAACAACCAAUUGCCUUUCCUCGACGUGAAUGUUGCAAGGACGGUUAGUGGGAGGAUAAGAACUACGGUAUACCGUAAGGCGACGAAUACCAGACGCAUCCUCCAAUUCCGAAGUAACCACCCUAUUGGUCACAAGCGAAGUUGUGUGAGAACUCUCUUCCAACGAGUUCACACACACUGUAGCGACGACGACGGGAAAAAGGAGGAGACAAAAUAUCUACAUGCCUUAUUCACAGCCAAUGGUUACCCACGAUCCUUCAUACGUGAGUGCCGACGAAAGACUACCCGUCAGCGAUCAGACGGUGAGAAGCCGAAGUUUUGGCUGGCGAUCCCCUACGUGAAGAAUGUUUCCGAGGCGACAGCUAGAAUCCUAAACCCUUUUGGGAUUGGGGUGGCCCAUAAACCGGAAUCCACCAUCAGACAGCAGAUAAUGAGACCCAAAGACCCGCUACCGGCAACGGAACAAUCAGCAGUGGUCUACAGCAUACCGUGCCAAAAUUGCAAUGCACGGUGUGUUGGUGAAACGGGGAAACGCCUCUGCACAAGACUGCAUGAGCACCAGCUUGCAGUCAACCGCGAGGAUAAACUGUCACUGGUAUAUGGCCACAUGCAACAGGAGAAACAUAGUUUCGCCUUUGGGGAAGCAAGCGUCCUCAGUCGAGCCCAUGACAAGAUGGCUAGGCUGGUGCUCGAAAGCUGGUCCUCAGUUGGCACAAUCAACAGGGCUAUUGAUCUUCAUCCGGCCUACCAGGCGCUGAGGACAAGACUCCAGUCGGUCCAGACGGGGCCGACAGUACUGGCGAGCGAGUCGCGGCUCCUCCAACAGUUGUCACCUUCACAGCAGGGGGAAGGAGCCAGCCGGAGGUCACACGACGAACGCGAGACAUCGCCCCACCGGCGCGCCCAGACAGCCGAGCGUGAUUCGCACAUGCACCGGCAACUGAUCGGUCCAUCCGAUUAUGAGGUGAGGGCCCAUGGGCACACAGGAUUGGCAGCGAUUACGACAGCCGUUCAGGGGGCAGAGGUCACAGGAGCGCGUCAUUGGCCGCCUGCGGAGGAACCAAAGCCAAUCCCCAGCCAGAAGGCAGUUCAGAGUUCGUGCGUCAGGCAUGCUUAUAACACAAGACAGGCGGCGAGGCAGAACAACUUCGAGCAAGCAGGAAGAGACACCCCACCACUCUGA
Spirometra erinaceieuropaei is the source of this 2925-nucleotide messenger RNA. NCBI's taxonomy places the organism in Eukaryota, Metazoa, Platyhelminthes, Cestoda, Diphyllobothriidea, Diphyllobothriidae. The record is from the annotation of a GenBank genome assembly.